CAUUCCAGUUGUCAGCGGCGAAUGCAGGUAGGCCAAAAUGAAGUUUCCACCAGAGAUGUCAAACGUCGUGUUUCUCCUGUUUCGGACAGUAGAUUGUGAAGGAUAGAGAGUGAAGAACGGCGCCGUCAAAUUCCGUCAAUCUGCUGGCACAAUACUUGCCAAAGGCGUGCUUCUUCAGCUGUGUUUCCAUAUGAAAGGGUCGCUUUUCAUGUUGCCGACCUUUCCUGAUUCCUGCUUGGCAUCUACUUAGUGACGAACCUUCGAAGAGGGUGGAGGACCAUGCUUUGACGAGCAGCUACAGAAGUAACAGUGGCAGCUUGCUGUUUUGGUGUGCCCUUUACGGUUGAUUUGUCUGAAGACUUUUUUAUCAGCAUUCCAUAUAGUGUUUCUAGCUACGACGACGAAGACCAUUAAAUUUAUUUCAUGUUUUCACGUGGAUGCAUCUGUUCGUGCCGCGAUCCACCCCGAUUCGUAUUACAGAAUGAAGUGUCAACAAACAAAUGCGUGUGUGUUUGAGAAGUCGUCUUGGGCUUGCUGCGCGAGUUUUAGGAGUUGAUGACUAUAACAAUGCCAACUGCGGAUCUCUGGGCGAUCGAAACGCUCGCCAUUCGACAGGUGAUAAGUAGUUUGGUAUUCCGGACGUCGUAUCGUCACUAGAGCGCCCGCGGGUGAUUUAAACGAAAAUCCAAUGAUCUGCAGCCCAGAAAUAUGUCUUCAAGAUCGAAUCAGCUCACUUACGUGUCUGUUUGGCUUCCUCCUCAAAAGACUGGAUCGGCUGUGUCCUUAACUUCAUGGAAUUUUUUUCUCUAUUCAAAUGCGUUUGUCUCGAGACAUUGUUAGAUACAGUAUAUAGGUACCAGUAAGAACGUUUCCUUUGAAGUGCGCCCCCCUGGUCUUCUUGCCUUAUUAUUUUACAGGAUUCUCGAAGCAUCAUUUCAUCACUGAGUUCCACCACUCUUCGAGACUCUAUUCCCCUUUAUCUCUUGUUAACUGCCGUCUUGUAGCGCUACUGUGUUAUGGGGCUGCUUACGUGUCACGACUUGGUGAGCAGCACUCUUCAACAUGCUGCUGGCACCCAGGCGACGACUCUCAUUGGCACUUGCUGUUGCUGUUGCUGCUGUAGAAAUGUCCGCACAUCAACACCGUUCAAAUUUCAGCAGAUUUUCUGUGCAGCUCUGGAUUUGCUUCAGCGAGAGGCCACGACCGCCCUCAGUUGUGACCCCGACGGAAGCAUAUUAGCAGAGUAUGCUGCGAGCAGGAGUGUAAGCAGUUAUGCCGUAUCACAUCCUUAUCUUGUGGAACUGCCUCAUUCAAUGGGAGGAGGCAAUGCAGAAGAAAGGAAUUCAUUGUAUGGGCAUAAUGGAAUGCAUGGAUCAGCCUUGCCACUGUCUGAGAGUCAACAAUUACAUCUCGACAAGAAACUUCUACUAUCUCAAGACAGGGCUUCGCAGCUCUCCCAGGAGCUUCUUCGGCAAACGAAUGUGGAGCAUGCUAGCAAGGCAAACGAAAUGCCUAUCACUUCUGCGAAUCAAGAUAACUCUUCGGGUCGUGUAUUAUACGGGAAGCAAACGGGGGGACGCGGAGGCAAACGCCUCCAGUCGUGGCACGAUGUUUUGUUUCUGAUUAACUGGGAUUUAAAUGAUGUUGCUGUGUGUAAUCUGCUUCACCUCUUCUCGCGAAGUAACCCAGUCAAACAGGUACUCCGGCGGUGUUUCUCAGUCUCUGUUGAUCGAUUCCUCUUUGCUCUCCUUCGUCGCGUUCUCACCGUCCCUACUCCUGCCUCCUUCCAUGGUAAACAGGCAGGGGAGCAGAAUGGUUUUUCGGGGAGCGUACAAGUGAGAAAUCCCAGCUUCCGGCCGCCUGUCACGCUUCCACAUACCAGCGAAAAAGAGGCUUUCCAACUGGAUCUCGUUCGUUGCUGUCUCUCUUCGUUUUGCCACCUCCUCUUUCGGACUUGGGCAUCGCUGGCGAUGACACUGGAAGAUCCAGCACCACUUCUCUCCAAGAGUCGAAACUCGACGCGUUCACAUCAAGAGGACUCUUUGGGGAAUGAGGGUUCCUCGAGGUUUUGUUGCGCAUGUUGUGUGUGUAGCCGUGCCGCUUUGACGCAGCGUCUGUUUUGCUCCAUACAUAGUCACGGCGGGCGGGCGCUUUGGAAUGUGAUUUCAAAAUCUCCGGGACUCGGUGGUCACUGUUUCUUUCCUCGCAGUAUCAAAGCAAGUGAAGAAGUGUCUGGCGUGUUUCUGGGAAUGAAAUCACUUCUUCUGCCGGGCCUCCUUAUGGUCUGGAGGGAUCCACGUUUCCCGUAUGUCUUCCCUACUGAAUUCCUUCAAUCCUUUGACUCUCUUAUCCACUACACACACCGAGAGGAACUUCAUAUUCUUCGCCGACAGCAGCGCCAGGCAACUGCUCGUUUCCUAAACUCGCAGACAUGGUCUUCUUCAGGAAACACAGCUGCUGGCGCAAACGGAGGAACGGAGAUGAUAGGCUGUUCGACUACGCUCAAAUUGGGUGUUAUGUCACUCUUCCUCCAAGCAGAAGACGCACUCAAACGAGGAGACAUCGACAACAUGGAGAAAGCACUCGGCGGAGAACAGCAUGAGUGUGCUGAUGGAAAGGCUGCAGGCGUUGCGAGUGCUACGAAUGACACGCGGUAUCUUGACCUGGCAAAGAGUAUUACGUCUUCUGUUGCUGAGGCAUUGAGGCCGUUUCACGCAGCAAUGCUUUUAAGGCGGUUUGGCCCAUCGCGUCUCCCCAGAAGACUUUAUUCUGAACCUGCGAAAGUAAUUUCUGAGGAACUCGGUGCCAUCCUGCACGAAGAAUAUGAGGUGUCUGGACACCUGAAUGAAGCACGCGACGCCGCUACCGAUUUUGUCGCCAACGUGUGCCGGUGGCUGUGGGGCAGUCGGAUGGAAACGAAUGAGACUCGACGAGAGCAAGACAGGCCACAUGAGAGAUUCAAAGCACAAGAAGGCUCAAAUAGGAAAGACACACUGCCGUGUCCUGAAGAUGACGAAAGCGGGGUGUGGGUUUGGCAGUUUGGAUCAUGCGUCAAUGGGUUCAGCACACGUGUCAGCGAUGUUGACAUAUGCGUCCUUCUCGCUGGAAACGCAGCUCAGCUACGGAGGGGAUCCAGUGGGUUUGCUGAGAGUGGAACUCGUACGCCUGACGAAGUAAAUGCACAGAAACAUCUUCACGAAAUCAUGCUUUCAUGGCACGGCCAUGACACAGAAUACGGACAGGCAGAAAAAGCUGUUCGUCUGCUUGGCGAGGUGCUCGAACGAAUUAAAAUCGCCCAGAACUUCGAUGAGGACUUUGAAUCACAGGACGAGCAAGGGAAAGCGGGAAGUGUCGGGCAAACGCCUGCCUCCGAAGAGCCGUCUGACGAUAAAGAUGCGUGGCAGCCCCGUCUCAAAAUGGAUGGCAUCGAAAUAGUUCCUCACGCACGCGUGCCAAUCUGUAGAAUUGAUUUUCUGUACGGUACUUUUGCUCGAACACCGUCGUCUACUGGACAGGAUUCUUGGUCCUGGCAGCAUGUGAAAACAGAGGUCUCGUUCAGUAAUCGUCUCGCGAUUUUGAACUCUCGCUAUAUUUGCCGUCUCGCAGCCCAGACGCCUCUGAGCUUCACCCUCGCUGCGGCUGUGAAAGUCUGGGCUCAACGCCGAGGACUCGCAAACGCGUACCGAGGAUACUUCUCCUCUUACACUUGGCUGUUGAUGGCUUUCCACUUCUUGGCCUGCCGAGAGCAGCCGCUCAUUCACAACCUCCUGUCCCCUCUCCCUCGAAUGCUGAAACGGGUAAUUGCGGCCGGUGUGAAAAUGCAUUUUCAGAUGCGCUAG
Toxoplasma gondii ME49 is the source of this 3839-nucleotide messenger RNA. RefSeq lists its product as hypothetical. The record is from RefSeq and is a predicted model, not a curated record. Gene Ontology annotation, molecular function: nucleotidyltransferase activity. NCBI's taxonomy places the organism in Eukaryota, Apicomplexa, Conoidasida, Eucoccidiorida, Sarcocystidae. Gene Ontology annotation, biological process: RNA 3'-end processing. The transcript has a single exon. The coding region runs from base 1017 to 3839 and encodes 940 amino acids.